Messenger RNA from Xenopus tropicalis (tropical clawed frog), 3722 nucleotides. RefSeq names its product synaptotagmin 7 (gene syt7). Lineage: Eukaryota; Metazoa; Chordata; Amphibia; Anura; Pipidae. The transcript has 13 exons. Gene Ontology annotation, cellular component: lysosomal membrane; membrane; secretory vesicle. The record is from RefSeq and is a predicted model, not a curated record. Bases 286 to 2358 code for a protein of 690 amino acids. Gene Ontology annotation, molecular function: calcium-dependent phospholipid binding; SNARE binding. Gene Ontology annotation, biological process: regulation of calcium ion-dependent exocytosis; plasma membrane repair; positive regulation of transport.
ACGGGGAGAGGGAGAGGGGCAGGCUCCUGCCUAAAGAUCCUCAUUCAUUUACACUCUGAGCUGCACACAGGAGCCACCUGAAGCCUCUCCAUCUCCUCUCUUUCAAGGGUCUUUGUCAGUGGAGAGAAGGACACAGGACCCCCCACAAGUGGCAGCUCAGCCCGUCCCCGCCCUCGACCUCAACCCACCUUGCAGGCUUUUGUGUGUGUUUUUGUAUUAUUGUGAAGUACAAAGGGAAGGGACAAGAGUAAAGGGAUCAGCGGAGGAGAAGAGGCAGUCAGGAAGAUGCACAUUAACCAAGAGGCUUCCAACACCAAAGGAGCUCCCACCCGAGACGUUAUCCUGGUCUCUACCGUCCUCACUUUGAGCCUCAGCAUCACCAUCAUCAUGUGUGGGCUCUGCCAGUGGUGCCAGCGUAAACUGGGAAAGCGCUACAAAAACUCUCUGGAAACAGCGGGGACUCCAGACUCCACUAGAGGAAUCCGCAGCGAAAAGAAAACUUUAAAUGAUCUAGACAAAGACUUUUGGAAUAACAAUGACAGCACAGCCCACCAGAAAUGGAGCUCCUACCCUCCCAAGGAGUUUAUCCUAAACAUUUCACCUUACGCCCCCUAUGGUGACCCAAGACUGGCCCUCAAUGGCACUGUAUUGUCCAGUAGUAAGUCAGCAGCUUGUGGCACAUCUGGGUUACUGGACAAAGAUGGCCGGCUCGGGGACAAACAGUUUCGCAGUGACAGCAUGAAGAUCAGCAUGUCCUCGCAAAGCCACCACAGCGAGCCAGUCCUGGGGAAGUCUGGGAGAGGUAGAUGGCACACGGUUCAGAGCCACCUUGCAUCUGGGAAUCUCAGUCGAACCAAUUUUGAGGACCCCACCCUGACAGCAGCCACUACCCUCGACCAUAUCCCCAUCUCUGCAGGAGACAUGAAAUGCCAGCGUCCCCGCACGCUCCUCCGCCAGCAGAGUCUCCAGCAGCCUCUCAGCCUCCACCAGAAGCACAAUCACUGCCAGCCAACAACCAGUCAAAGCCUGGGGCAGCUACAGCUGCAGCAUCAACCCCCUUCCACCAGCAGCAGCAACACCAGCAACACUCGUCCCCAACGCACGGGUCAGAACCGACCCCCAACCUCAGCUGGAUCCAAGCACCGGCCAGCUGGCAUCAGGAACCGAACCAACGCUGGUAGCUGGGACUAUGUGGUUGGUCAAAUUCGAAACCGGGGCCUGGACAUGAAAUCUUUCCUGGAAGGCCGCAUGGUGGUGCUCUCCUUGGUGCUGGGUCUCUCCGAGCAGGACGACUUUGCAAAUAUCCCUGACCUACAGACCAAUGGCUCGCAACAGAACCAGAACACUCAGGGCGACAAGAGAUUACAGACAGGUGGUAAAACCACAAGUGCGUCAGGAGUGCCGGGGCAAGGGCAGUCAGAAGAUCCUGAUCGCAAAACAGAUCAACAUGCUUCUGUGUCCGAUCUGGUGAACUCUCUGACGAGUGAGAUGCUCAUGCUGUCUCCUGGGUCGGACGAAGACGAUGGUCACGACACUUCAGGAAGGGAGAACCUGGGUCGCAUUCAGUUCAGUGUGGGGUAUAAUUUCCAGGAGUCUACCCUCACGGUUAAGAUCCUGAAAGCCCAGGAGCUGCCUGCCAAGGACUUCAGUGGAACCAGCGACCCCUUUGUGAAGAUCUAUCUGCUGCCAGACAAGAAGCACAAGCUAGAGACCAAGGUCAAGAGGAAAAACCUCAAUCCACACUGGAAUGAAACCUUCCUCUUUGAGGGUUUCCCUUAUGAAAAAGUGGUGCAGCGGGUUCUGUAUCUCCAGGUAUUAGACUACGACCGAUUCAGCCGCAACGACCCCAUCGGAGAGGUCUCCAUCCCCCUAAAUAAGACAGACCUGACACAGAUGCAGACCUUUUGGAAGGAGCUGAAACCGUGCAGCGACGGAAGCGGGAGUCGAGGGGAAUUGCUCCUGUCUCUGUGCUACAACCCUUCCACCAACGCCAUAAUUGUCAAUAUCAUAAAGGCACGCAACCUGAAAGCCAUGGAUAUCGGCGGCACCUCAGACCCCUAUGUGAAAGUGUGGCUCAUGUACAAGGAUAAAAGAGUUGAGAAGAAAAAGACUGUGGUUAUGAAGCGCUGCCUGAACCCUAUUUUUAAUGAGUCGUUUAUCUUCGACAUCCCUACUGAAAAGCUCCGGGAAACAACCAUUAUCAUCACUGUCAUGGACAAAGACAAGCUGAGCAGGAACGACGUCAUUGGCAAGAUCUACCUGUCUUGGAAGAGUGGCCCCGGGGAAGUGAAACACUGGAAGGAUAUGAUCUCUCACCCCAGAACGGCUGUAGCGCAAUGGCAUCAACUCAAGGCCUGAUUUGGUGGCCUCUUUGCACUCUGUCAUCUCCAGAAGUCCUCGGUUACAUUCAACCAAUGCAUUGGCCACACUCUUACUGUCUGCACAACCACAACCUGCAGGCUUCUCCAAGGAACCGCCAGCUUGGAUCUCUGGGUAACCGAAAGCCCCAGGGCCAGACUGUGCCACCUGUACUUGUUAUACUAGGCACAGCUGCGGUUCCCCUCCUGGCCUCACAAGGCGUGGCGCACACCAUAAAGCAGUGUUACAGAGACGCUGAAAAAGCUUGGGCGAGAUGGCCCUGUAGAAAGCCAGUCAGUAUGCUGCGGCACCUGCAAACUUUCCAUGGCAUCUUCAAACACGUGGCAGCCACAGGAGCGCAUCUAGCGUGCGUCAGUAGUGGUGGCCGGCGCUGCAGCUCGCCUUUUGUAGUUGUGCAAAGGUGCACUAAACCCUCUUAUUCUAUUUUUUGGGGUUUUUAAUCUUUGUUUAAAUUUAAAAAAAAAAAAAGCAGUGAUAAUGAGCAAUACCGGAGAAAUUGCUACAGAGAAACAUCGCUGGAACAUGGAGGCAGAUUACAAAGCAUUCCGGUCCUCAGACUCUUUGCCAUUUGUGCGUGGUGUUCCGUGUCCAACGUGUGUAAAAUAAUGUGUGUGCGUGGGUGUUUUAUUCUCCCACAAUUCACCCUUUUUAUCCUCUCUCCUCCCUUUGGCGGAGUCGGGGGUAGUGCUCUGGUACACUUGCAUAUCUUCAUAUCAUAAUAAUUUGUGUAAUUUGUAGCUUCCUUUGUUGUCCUUUAUUUUUUUAAUUCUGUUUUUUUUUUUCACAAAAUGGUUUCCUUUUUUCACAGUUUCACUAAAAAAAGGAGAAAAAGUUAAAAAAAAAAUAAAAAAUCAACUACAAUGUUGUGUUGUAGGGAGAAGAUCCGAGUCGCAGUUGUUCCGUUGUAGAUUUUCCAGAUUGUUAGUACUGAUUAGAAAGUGACCAUUUUGCUGCCAUGAUGGUUUGGGUGCAAUUCCGGCGCCCAGCGGGCAGCACUAUGGUUUCCAUACACAAGUCUAGAGCCAAAGAGGAUGCUGCCCGCUUACAGCACAGGGAGCUCGGUACCUCCUGGAAAGAAGGAAAAGAUAGAGGUGAAAGCCCUUCUCUCCUGGUGAUCCUUUCAUGACCUGUACAUUUCUGUACCUCCCUGGCCUUCUGAGUAUCACCAGCCACAUUGAGUCUUCCAGGAUGAGGCCUCAGAUCUUCCCAGGGCCUCUUUGAUGUCUCGGCUUUAGAGACGUGUGUAUAGAGUACAAACUAACUGAAAACGUGCUGAUUAUGGUGUCUGUGUGGAAACAAGGAAAAAAUACAAUGUGCUUAAUAAAAGUGAAACAUUUUCUGUC